CGGAGUCGCUCGCGCCGCAGCGGUGGUGGUUGCUUAGAAACGGUGGCUUGGACUGUCAGCUGGGGUGGUUUAUGGGUGUUGUUUCAUGCGUUUGUGGCUACCGGCUACUUUUCAAUUAAGCGUUUACGAAAGCUUUCCCGCCAGAUCUUAUUCUGUCAAGAGACAUUUAAGUUUUUUGCCUCUCGGUUACAUUUUGAAAGUGAAACAAGCUAAGUGCAGCAUCCCUUUGUGCUAUGCACCACACUGCACCCCGUGCUAUAUGCCGUUGUGCAGUAUUGAUUUUACGUGAGAGGAAGUGUAAUAAUUAAGACAUAUCGGAGCCUUAAAAAUGAGUGAGUGUUCCACAAUGGUGGUGUGUAAUCGAGCUGAAGAAAGCAAUGCUGUUCGUCCAAGGCGAACAACUGCAGUCCUGGAGUGUGCACAUUGCCGUAGGAAGUUUCUCAACGAAGCAGAUCGUGCUUUGCACAUACGUGAGGCUCAUUUGGGCAUAAAGGAAAAUUUUGAGUGCAAACAAUGUGGCAAACAAUUUGGAAACCGACACAUCCUCCAACUCCAUACUCGAUUACAUGCAUCCCAGUCUUCAAGUUCCUCUCCAGAGGGAAGCCUUAGUGAUGCUGUAACUGUCACUAGCACAUCUCAGUCUAAUGGCAGUCUUAACAUUAAUUUUAAUGUGUCACUCAACAUAAAUUUGAGUGAUGGGCUUGAUUCUAUGGAUCUUGACAGUAAAUUGAAUGAUUUGCUGGCUAAUGCUACCAAAGCUAGCUUCCAUGAAGCACUUCGACGAGAUAAAAUUGAAAAACUGGCCAGUCAGUUGAAAAACGAAAUGGCAGAAAUCAGCAAGAGUGUUAGCAGCGACACUAGUCCAAGCAAAAGUGAUGACGCAGGUGAAAAUGAGCUCUGUGCCAACACUUCAGUAAAGAGUGUUAGUCCUCCACCCUCCAUCUUACCAAUCAGCCCAGUGACUCCACUUACUCAGGAGGAAAUUCCCAGUGAACCAAGUCCUCAGGAGAUCGUUAAAGAUGUGCCAAAGCCUCCACUGGUCAAUGUUACACCACCCAGACCACCACCUGUCCGAGUAAAUCCUCAUAAUCGACCUAAAAAGUCAGUUGGUUUGACCAAAAUUAGGAUGGAAGAUUGUCAGCGAUGUGAUGCAUGCUCUUGCAUUUACUUAGAUGAGCGCGAUUAUAUUAAGCACAUGAAGAAUUUUCACAAGCAGGAUGUUAUUAAACAGGAACCCAUCAAGCCCAAAAAUAAAACCACCAGGGUAAGGUCUCAUAGUCAUAGUCAAGCCCCUCAGCGAGCUCAACAAGCUCGUAGGAGUAAACGUCAGCAACACUUUAUUGAGCAACAGCAGCAGCAGCAAGUUCAAGAUCAAAGUGGCAAGAAAGGCAACUGUCGGUCAUGCUGCAAGUCCUGCAAAUGUAGAGGAAACCAUGGUACUUUAGAGCCUAUGCUACCUAUAGUACGUCCAGUUUUGGGACGUUCCGGUCGGCGCAACAGUAUUACCACUCAGGACUCUUGGAAUCAAUUCGCUCGUCAUCUGGAAGGAGCAGAAGGUAUUGUCAUCCAACCUGACUCAAACUUGCAGAUCAAACCUGACCCUGACCACAUGGAUGAUUUCAGUGAUCUUCUCAGCCAAGUAGAAGUUAAGAUCAAAACUGAACCAAAUGAUCAUGAUGAGCCUUCAGUAAAUGUAAAAGUUGAACCUGUCGAUGACGUGGAUUCAGAUUCUUGCUCAGUUUAUUAGAUCUGAUUUGCACUUGUAGAUAUUUUUUUUAAAGUAAUGUUAUGUUUAGUCAUUCCAUGGAUUUCUUCCAUGAAUUUGGAAGAUAUUUUAAUAUCUCAUGAGCCUGUACUUUAUUCCUCCAAACAUCUAGUCAUCUUCCAGCUGGCACCACAACUAUUUCAAUUGUGAUUGAUUAGCCAUUGAUGUUGCAUUAUUUGAGCACAUUGAAUAGCCUGAAAUGUCGAAGCAUGCUUUAAGUAUCCAAUGAAAACAAGUGAGAUUUCAUCCUCAGAAAAUAAAUUUUGAACAGGUAUACUCUACUUGAAUUAAUUUAAUGGGCCAUUUGUUGGUUUUACUAGGCUGUUUUGCUGUGCUGGGAGUGAUUUGGAGGAACAUGAUCUCAUUUAUUCAAUUUAUUUCCUGUGUGAAUGUGGAUUUUCUUGAUACAUCACUCAUCACAUUUUUCUAAAGCCCUGUUAUUUCCAGUAUAAUGUGUUAGAGGAAGGGGUAGUAUCUUAAUGGUAAGUGUUUUGGAUUGCUUUUCCCACUUUCAGAAUUAAAACACAUUGAUAUGCUGUCAUAUUGUAAGCACAGCUGUGCGUUUUCAUUUUAUAAGUGAUCUAAUAAUUUAAAGCUUGACUGAGUAUAUCAGGGCUUAGCAUCAGUAUUCGAACAUACAUAGGCUUGGGUAAUAACCAAAUUAUCUUUAAAUCAAUAUUUUAGUGUUCCACAAAGGGUUUUACAAUUGACUUCUUAAACUCAGCAACUACUACCAACAUUCUAAUAAGCACCUGAAUGUUGGGUUUUAGAUUAAUUUUUAAUGAAAGACUUGUUUGCAUAGUCAUUUUAAGGAACGUAUUCCCUUUUGUUAAUUUUUAUGUUCUCCCAAGUAACAGAAAAAAGUCAAAGUGAAGUUGAUGUCAAAAUGACUUCUUUGACAUUUUUCUUUGGGCAUAUGCAUUUCAUCAGGAAUUAAAUGUGUACUGAUAGCUGAAUUUUUUUGACAUGUUCUUAAUGAUGACCAGUUUAUAUACUCCUAGUGGUAAUGUUAAAUUUACCAGUGAUUUUUUUUUUUAGAUUAAAUCUAAGUAAUAAGUAGCUCUGUUUUUGAUGGGCUUUGUACUUAAAGGUACGAAUAUUUAUUGAUUUACCAGUUUGCUGUAUCAAUGUAUUAUGUGUGUUUUUACUAUUUAUUGGUAUUAAUUGAAUUGCCUGUCAACCCACUUAUACCCAAUUAUAAUGAAUUUCUUAAUUGAGAACUCACAUCACAACCAAUGUUACUACUUUAAAUCCUAUCUGCUAGUUUGUAAGUACGUAAAAUUUCAGUCUGUAAGAUCUAGUCAUAUUGUAAACUCCCAAGUGAGUUGCCAAUUUUGUGGGUGUUUUUCUUCUAAUCUUACUGGCAUCUGUAAUAAUCUUGACCAUUUUUAAACAGGUAUUUUCUUUUAGAUUAGUUUCUUUCCAUUUUGCUGUGAUAUUUUACAUGUCUUGGUUAGAAUCUGGACACAAUUCUUUAUUGUGUAGGUCAGAAAUAAGUCUUCUCACAAUUUUGUUUUUUGUGUGUUGAUUUCACAAUUACAGCCUUUCAAUGUUGCCCAUGUUUCAUGUUUCCAUGUUUAAUUCAUAUGAAGCAUGAAAUUGUGAUUUAGAGAUUGUCCAGAUCUGAAUGAAGAAUGUGAAAUCAGUUUAAAAUAGGCAAUUGUUUGAAAUUAGAAGCUCUCUGAAAGAUAUCAUGAAGGCAAAUGUUGGAGGGUGUUGGUUCAGAAGCACUAGGGCACUUCUUUUGAUUGCCCUAAACCAAAGCCUCUGUUGGUGUCUUAAAAUCUAAGUCAUAGUCUUUGAGUUCAUUGAAAAAUUUUGCAAACUUACUAGUAUGGCAUUGUAUUUGUCAAUGCUAGGAUAGUUCAUGUCUCUUUGUGCCUCAAUCAUUGAAAGUUUAAAAAUUUUUGCCACUUUAUCUGAAUGAUGGCAGUGAAAUAUUUAAUCACAAGUACAAAGAUUUGAUAUCUCUUUUUGUAUGUAGGAUUGUAUGAAAUCUUUUGCUACUUUUAGGAUUUUGGUACUGCAGUGUAAGAUAAAUGCUGUUUUCCCCAUCUACUUUUGACAGCAAUGUUAUUCGUUGGACUGCUGAUAAUUUGCAUUACCAAAGACUGUCAAAUAUUUUACAUUAUGGAAUUACUUUUUACUUCCAUUGUACUUUGAUAAUAAUUUUUCAAUAGCGGAAGAUUUUGAUAUGUGUGCCAGUAUGCCAGUAUUAAACAAUUUUCAAAAACAAGUGUUGUUCUUUGUUGAGAAAAUAAAGAAUCAACAAAACA
This is a messenger RNA of Frankliniella occidentalis (western flower thrips), 4041 nucleotides long. RefSeq lists its product as uncharacterized. Bases 329 to 1747 code for a protein of 472 amino acids. NCBI's taxonomy places the organism in Eukaryota, Metazoa, Arthropoda, Insecta, Thysanoptera, Thripidae. The transcript is spliced from 5 exons. The record is from RefSeq and is a predicted model, not a curated record.